AUGGCUGACGAGGCUGCCCCCCCGACCGAGCAGGUCGCCAACCUGCACCUCGACGAGGUCACUGGUGAGCGAGUCUCCAAGACCGAGCUGAAGAAGCGCCAGAAGGCCCGCCAGAAGGAGGAGGAGAAGAAGAAGAAGGCUGCCGCUCGUCCUGCCGCCGCGGCCGCUCCCAAGAAGGCCGGAAGCGCUGAGGCCGCUGAGAAGGAUCUCACCCCCAACCAGUACUUCGAGAUCCGAUCGAGGAACAUCAACAAGCUCCGCGAGACCAAGAGCCCCAACCCCUACCCCCACAAGUUCCACGUCACCUACGACCUGCGAAACUUUGUCCAGGACUACGGCCACCUCAAGUCUGGCGAGAGCGUCCAGGACAAGAUCAUCCAGAUCGGUGCCCGAGUUCACGGCAAGCGAGCAUCGGGCUCCAAGCUCCUCUUCUACGAUGUCCGGACAGAGGGCGUCAAGGUUCAGAUUCUGUGCCAGGCUCAGGAGGUGCGAGAGGGCGCCCCUGCUUUUGAGGACCAGCACGAGCACCUUCGCCGAGGUGACAUUAUCGGCAUUAUUGGAUACCCCGGCAGAACUGCCCCCAAGAACAAGAUCGAGAAGGGUGAGGAGGGCGAGCUGUCUAUCUUUGCGACUGAGGUCGUUCUCCUGACUCCUUGUCUCCACGCCCUCCCUGAUGACCACUAUGGCUUCAAGGAUCUCGAGCAGCGAUUCCGUAAGCGAUACCUCGAUCUCAUCUGCAACGAGAAGUCGCGCAAUGUUUUCGUCACUCGAUCCAAGAUGAUCACUUGGAUCCGCCGCUACUUUGACGAGCGUGACUUUGUUGAGGUCGAGACUCCCAUGAUGAACCAGAUUGCUGGCGGUGCCACCGCCAAGCCCUUUACCACUCACCACAACGAGUACGACAUGCAGAUGUAUAUGCGUGUCGCCCCUGAGCUGUACCUCAAGAUGCUUGUCGUCGGUGGCCUGAACCGAGUGUACGAGAUUGGACGUCAGUUCCGCAAUGAGGGUGCCGAUCUCACCCACAACCCCGAAUUCACCACCAUUGAGUUCUAUCAGGCCUAUGCCGAUGUCAACGACCUGAUGGACAUCACCGAAGACAUGGUCUCGGGCCUGGUCAAGUACCUGACCGGUGGCUACGUGACCACCUUCCACACCCAGUCUGGCGAGAAGUACGAGGUCAACUGGGAGAAGCCCUGGCCCCGUUAUGAGAUGAUCCCCGAGCUCGAGAAGGCGACUGGCGAGAAGUUCCCUCCCGGUGAUCAGCUCCACACUCAGGAGACCAACGACUUCCUCAGGGGUAUUCUCAAGAAGAUGAAGCUCGACUGCACACCUCCUCUGACCAACGCCCGCAUGAUCGACAAGCUGGUCGGCGAGUACAUUGAGGAGAAGUGCGUCAACCCAUCCUUCAUCACCGGCCACCCUCAGGUCAUGAGCCCUCUGGCCAAGUACCACCGCGAGAUCCCCGGUCUCUGCGAGCGAUUCGAGGCUUUUGUGUGCAAGAAGGAGAUUGCCAACGCCUACACCGAGUUGAACGACCCCUUCGACCAGCGCCUGCGCUUCGAGGAGCAGGCCCGCCAGAAGGACCAGGGUGACGACGAGGCCCAGCUCAUCGACGAGAACUUCUGCACCUCGCUCGAGUACGGUCUGCCUCCCACCGGUGGAUGGGGCAUGGGUAUUGACCGAAUGGUCAUGUUCCUUACUGACAACUACACCAUCCGCGAGGUCCUUGCGUUCCCCUUCAUGAAGGACGACAAGGCGGAUGCGAAGAAGCUGGCUGCUGAGGUGGUCGGCAUUGAGCCUAUGCCCGAGGAGGGCAUUGCUCACAAGUAA
Messenger RNA from Fusarium keratoplasticum, 1830 nucleotides. Its product is annotated as Lysine--tRNA ligase. Gene Ontology annotation, cellular component: cytoplasm; cytosol. Gene Ontology annotation, molecular function: lysine-tRNA ligase activity; ATP binding; tRNA binding. Lineage: Eukaryota; Fungi; Ascomycota; Sordariomycetes; Hypocreales; Nectriaceae. Gene Ontology annotation, biological process: lysyl-tRNA aminoacylation. Bases 1 to 1830 code for a protein of 609 amino acids. The record is from RefSeq and is a predicted model, not a curated record. The transcript is spliced from 3 exons.